Messenger RNA from Vitis vinifera (wine grape), 444 nucleotides. RefSeq lists its product as uncharacterized. The transcript has a single exon. Lineage: Eukaryota; Viridiplantae; Streptophyta; Magnoliopsida; Vitales; Vitaceae. The record is from RefSeq and is a predicted model, not a curated record. The coding region runs from base 1 to 444 and encodes 147 amino acids.
AUGGAAGCUGCAUCCUCCCUUUGUUGUUCCCAUGCACUCCCACCACGUCUCUUUCCGGGAAACCCUCGACGGCGGCAAAAGAAGCUCCCCGGUGUGAUUCUAGCGUCGAAGAGAGAUGCCCAUGAUCGAGACUACGGCGGUCGAAUCGUGGAUGAAAGCAUGAUUGUUCUCAGAAAGAGAAUCCACGAAAUCGAGAUGAUUGAAGGGAAGAACGAAGCCCCGACUGACUGGAUGGAUUGGGAGAAGCGAUAUUACAACACUAAUUACUACUCCGACAUUUGUGAAGCCAUGGCGGUUUUCCAAUCCCAACUGAUGAAUACCAGACCAAGCCUGGCUUUGGGUAUGGUGGCUCUCAUUGCAUUCAGCCUACCCACAUCUGUGGGGUUUGUUUUAUUUCAUUUGGCGGAGAUAGCCAAAGGGACCAUCACAGGGGUUCAUCUUUAA